Molecule: messenger RNA, 2806 nt
Organism: Branchiostoma belcheri (Belcher's lancelet)
Lineage: Eukaryota; Metazoa; Chordata; Leptocardii; Amphioxiformes; Branchiostomatidae
Exons: 15
Coding region: 110-2671 (853 amino acids)
Molecular function (GO): nitric-oxide synthase binding
Source: RefSeq, a predicted model, not a curated record
UAGUCAGCAGUUCUCAUUCUUGGCGGAGAUCUCGAGACAGGACGGACGUCACUUCAGCAGUCUCCUUGUAAACGUUGUUUUCUUUCUCAGCUCUACGUUGUUUAUCAUAAUGCCGGCAUCUAAGAAGCGCGCAGCUCUGGACACUGAACCCGACACAGUGAACAAAGCGCCCACCAAGCCAAAGCCCAAGAGGAAGAAGCCCAGUCCUCCCAAGGUCCCAAAGUGUGGAUGUAGAGCAGACUGUAGGACAAGGAAGUGUGCCUGUGGGAAGAGGGGAGAGGCAUGUGGGGAGGCCUGCAAGUGUAGCGACUGCGCAAACCCCUUCAAGAUCUUCAAAGAGUACGACAUUGACCUCGGGUCAGCAGCCCUGGACGAAUGUCUCAUGGACAACAUCUACAAGGUUAAGGACCUGCGAGGCCGUCUGGAGCAGACUUAUGAGCUCGAGUGCUGCGAGGAGUCUGUACAGCUGAAGGAUAUGGUGCCCGGGGUGGCCCACUGUCCCGGGGAGGAGUGUGGGUAUGAGUGGCAGUACUCCUGGUGCUGGAACAGCUUCGUGGACUACGAGAACCGUCCCAGGUACCACUGUGAGAAGUGCCACGGGUGUGGGGACUACAGGAGUGACCACUGCGAGAUUUUGAAGGGAGGGAAGGAAGGAAAGAGACCUGAGAUCGCCAUGCCUUCCAAAAAGAAGGACUACGACCUUGUCGAGGACGGGUACGACUCGAGGAUACCUCUACACAACGAGGAAGCUUUCCAACAUGGGAUUAUCUUCCAGGCCAAGUAUAUCGGGACCCUGGAUGUUCCUAGACCCAGCAGUCGUGUGGAGAUUGUUGCUGCCAUGAGGAGAAUACGGUAUGAGUUCAAAGCCAAGGCCAUCAAGAAGAAGAAAGUCAACAUCACAAUCUCAGUAGAUGGUGUGAAGUGUGCAUUGAGGAAGAAGAAAAAGAAAAAGCAGUGGACCUGGGAUGAGAGCAAGCUCCUGCUGAUGUCACACCCUAUCUACAGAAUAUUCUACGUGUCGCAUGACUCCCAAGACUUGAAGAUUUUCAGCUACAUCUGUCGAGACGGCCCCAACAAUGUCUUCAAGUGUAACGUCUUCAAGGCUAACAAGAAGAGCCAGGCCAUGCGUAUAGUGCGGACCAUCGGGCAGGCGUUUGAGGUGUGCCACAAGCUGAGUCUGCUGCACGCCGCGGCACAGGGCGACGGACAGGCGGACGGGGAGAGUGACAAGGCAGAGGAACACAGUCCAGGUCACCGAACGGUUGACGGGAGCAACGCAGUAGACGAAGAUGAGCAUGUCGGAGAGACGGACAUCGAUGCUGAGGAGAUACCAACCACAGAUUACGCCACGCCAGCCUCGCGGGGGGUCACCGACCUGGACAAGCACUUCGAGGCCAGGAAAGUCUGCGGAGAGGAGGGUGCCACCUUGUCCUCUCCUCUCCAUACCCCCUACAUGACGCUGCCCCAGGGGGCAGGGGACAGCCAGGCGUCAUCCACCCCCCUCAGCAUGCACCACCAGGUGCAGCUUCUCCAGCAGCAGCUGCAGCAGCAGCAGCAACAGACGCAGGUGGCCAUCGCGCAGGUGCACCUGCUGAAGGACCAGCUGGCAGCCGAGACAGCAGCCAGGAUAGAGGCUCAGGCACGUACCCACCAGCUCCUCCUGCAGAACCGGGACCUGCUGCAGCACGUCGGCACGCUGGUCGCCAACGUACAAGAGCUGGAGACGCAGCUCACGGGACAGAGCUACAGCGAGACCAUCCCGCCCCUCUCCAACCCCCACCCCUCCAACAUCCCGCCCCUCCCAGACACAAACACCCCCGCCCCGGGGGUCGUCAUCCUCCCAGAGUUCCAGGAUGUUGAGGAUGCUCAGCAGGGCGGAAUCUCGUCCCACGUACCCGGGAUGUUCGAAAACACCAGCUUAGGUAUUCAACCUCUUGUAAAAGAGCACGCUAGUAAAGAACUCCUUUGUGAUGGUGACUCCAGCCACGUACCCUCCAGUCCUGUCAAGGGUGGUGCGAAAGACGAGUCUUCCUUCCUCCUGGACUUGGACAGUGAUUCUGGGAUCAACGGAAACACGUCGGAGGUCGAGAGUGACAGGAAAGAGCUGUCUAAUGAGUCCAUCUCCAAGCCGAGACCGGAGCCAAAGAAAACCGUGUUGCACACCUCAGCAGGGCCUGAUGGGAAGGUAAAAGUCCUCGUACCCCUUCCACAAGAAGGGUCGAUAGACGGCAGUCAAGAGUUCAAUAUCACGCCCAAAAUAGACCCCCCUCCCAAGUCCAAACGCAGCAGGAAUUCUUUAAAAACCACGCAGGAUCUGAUGGUACCGGAGGGUGAGCUUGCGGCGGAGCAGCAGGGUGCGGAGAGCGCCGAGGCGAACGGAUCCGAGUCGGAGUCGGCCAUUUCGCCGAGCGAGUCGAGCGGGUUCGGCAGCAGCCAGAGCAAGUCGCCAAGCUUCGAGAAUGACGGAAACUUGAACGAUUUGAAUUCGAGCCCGAGAAAGGGUCAGAAGUUGGGUCUGAACGAGAUGAAGCUUCACAUCAGCUUUUCAGACGACGAGAACACAGAACUGUCGGAGGAUUCUGGAGUUCCAAGGGACAGAGAUUCAGGAGGAUUCAGACAAACCCAGACCAUGGAGUCUUUGGGUUUUGAAGACUUUGAUCCAUUUAACUGAUGAUUGUAGAAAGAUUACUAUCCAAUGUCAUUUUAGCUUUUUUAAAGGUUUUUAAUGUUAAGACUAUUGAAACAUUAAAAAAAAGUCACCAAUACAUCAGGUAGACAGCAAUUUUAAGUACUUACCGGGGGUAAU